Molecule: messenger RNA, 447 nt
Organism: Caenorhabditis remanei
Lineage: Eukaryota; Metazoa; Nematoda; Chromadorea; Rhabditida; Rhabditidae
Exons: 3
Coding region: 1-447 (148 amino acids)
Source: RefSeq, a predicted model, not a curated record
AUGAGUCCAUAUUUGGUCAACGGGCGGGCGAAAUCGUGUGCGACGACGAGUUGUCCGUAUGGAUACCAGUGUAAAUUCUCACAAACCGCCAAAGAUUACUUUUGUUGCUCGAAACAGACGAAGAAGAGCAAUUCGAAUAGGAUUAGGGGCGGCGGCUGCGAACGAGGCAACGCUCUCCUCUACCCGAGUACCCAGGAGGCAGUUCAGUGUGACCCACUAGCCCGUGGGUGUCCACAAGGAUAUCUUUGUCUCCCUCACGUCAACACAAAGAAAUAUCAGUGUUGCUCGGUAUCCGCGAGCAGAGACAAUUCAGAAGACAUUGAAAUUGUCUGCCCAAGUUAUAUGGUCAAAAUGGUACAAGAAGUGGAUGGGAAACCACAGUUGAAAUGUGUAAAAUCCUGCCCAACCGGUCAAAAAGCUGUGGAUGGUUUGUGCACAGUGGAGUAG